CUGCGUGUCUAUCGACGUGAUCGUGUUGUGCGCAUCAACUGCUGGAAGGGGCUCCCCUUGACGCGAGAGGCUAUGAGCAAGCGCAGUGUCCGCUAUCUUAACUGGGCGACUAUAUAGCCUCCUUCUUUUUUCUUGCGAAGGCCACCGAUAAAUACAACAGCCCAGCUGCUCCCGCUUCGUCACAUUGCACGCUCCUCGAAUUCGAUUAUCAAGUUUUCUUUUGGAGAGGAAAUCGCGAUAUUUUAUUACGGAGAAAAUUGACUUUACCGGACAUCCACGUUUUGAGAAAAGCGGACUACUCAUCACAAUCGUCUGACAUUUCGUCUUCCAUUUUCGAUCGUGAACUACGAGACAUCAAGAAUGGUUUCCAAAGUGUUGGUCAUCCUUUUGGCAGUUGUCGUCUUGAGCCAGGCCGUCCUCAGUUUCGAUCCGCAUUACUUUGACGAAGUAACAGACGAUCAGAUGGCUAACGAACAACAAUCUGCUGGAUUGAACUAUUUUACCGACAACGCUGAACCUCUAAUGGAUAACGCCCAAAAACGUUCGCCUUUGAUUUAUGUUUCCAGACGAUCUUGCAUCCGACGCGGAGGCAGCUGCGACCACAGGAGGAACGAUUGCUGCUUCAGUAGCUCCUGUCGUUGCAACCUGUGGGGAUCCAAUUGCCGAUGCCAUCGGGCUGGACUCUUCCAGAAAUGGGGCUAAGAAAACGACCCACUCAAACAACAGAAAAGGAAUUGAUUCGGAAACAUUCAUUUCUUCAAUACCUUCCCCAUAGAAUAUUCCCAAACACGACGGAGCAGAUCUCAGCCCCCCCACAAGAGAAAACAUCACCAGCCAUCAGGACAAAGCAUAAAAUUAUUUGAAUUCUCAAUAAGUUUUGUUUUGUUUUUAGAAAAAAGAUGAUUUAUUUAAAGCCAAUCGUCCUAUUUUCGACAUUAGCAAUUUGUUAAUCCAUUGGUUUUUCAGCUCCAUUAUUCUUUCGAAGAAAAUUCUAGUCGUUCAUGUCGAUAAGGGAAAUCGCUUUCCGGACCCUCCACAUCCACAAUUUCAAGAAUUUAUUACGCAACUCGAAAAGAGAAAAUCGACAGUCAUGUUGAUUCAAACCUGAAUUGAAAAAUGAGUUGAUAUGAUUUUUCAUUUUCUCAAUAUUCUUCCAAAACACAUGAUAUAUUAUUACCAUAUAUUAAUAUUGAUUUUUCUAAAAAUUAUUUUCAGAUUGGCAUUCCUCUUAUAUCUGUUUCUGCCCUUUCAAUCAAGAAGGGGCAUCUCUGUCUAUUUCCAUACGCCUGUGUAAUUCCCAGCUGUUUUUUGUUUCAUCGUUCAAUGUUCAAUUCACUGUUGUAUUAUUAAUAUAACACAUAAUUAAUUGUA
Molecule: messenger RNA, 1371 nt
Organism: Daphnia magna
Lineage: Eukaryota; Metazoa; Arthropoda; Branchiopoda; Diplostraca; Daphniidae
Exons: 5
Coding region: 361-702 (113 amino acids)
Cellular component (GO): extracellular region
Molecular function (GO): ion channel inhibitor activity
Source: RefSeq, a predicted model, not a curated record